AUGUCCGAAAAUCAAGCUCUAAAAGAAAUUUAUAAUACUUUGAAGUUAUGUGAUUUUUGCACCAGAAAAAUAGGUUUAACAUUCAAAGCUACAUCUAAUAAUUUAUUUCGAAAAUUGUGGACAAAUUUAUGGUUCUUUAUUUCUGGUCUUAUUUUAUUUCUGAUGGUCGCUGGCGAGAUCAAUUACGUCGUUAAUAAGCUGGUUAUGUCAUCGUCAGUGGUGGAAUUUGUAUCAGGUUUGCAUAUCGCUGGUUAUGAUACGAUGAGUUUUGGCAAAUUGUUGACGCUUUGGUACAAAAAAGACACUUUUAAACACCUUUUGAUUGAGCUGGCGGAUAUCUGGCCGAUGUCCGAACGCGAUAAGGAGGCCGUUGAGAUUAAACAAAAAAAGCUUUCGCGACUACGCAUUGCUCAAUUUUGGUAUGCAUUCUGGAAUAUAUUAGGAUUAUGGUUAUACAAUCUAACUCCAAUAGUUGUGUAUUUGUAUCAGAAGAUUCAAGGCGCGCCGGCUUAUUUGGAUUAUAUAUGGCAUUUGUCUUAUCCCUUUGAUAAAACUAAGCCCGUAUACCACGAAAUCGUCUUUGUCUUUGAGAUGUAUGGAGGAGUGGUAUCGGUUUGGUCGAUGCUUGGAUCCGAUAUACUAUUUACGACGAUGUCAAGUCAUAUUAGUAUGCUUCUGGAACUACUGCAGUUAAAAAUACGAACUUUAUCCUACAUUGAAACCACUAAUAUGAACAAUUCGUAUGAAGAUAUUGUUUCCGUCGUGAAAAUACAUCAAAAGCUCAUAAAAUACGGUAAUGAUUUGGAAGAUGCGUUCUCUAUGGUGAAUCUAAUAAACGUUCUCUUGAGCUCUGUUAAUAUUUGCUGUGUCGUCUUCAAUAUCUUGUUGGAGCCGUGGAUGGCAAUGAGCAACAAAUUCUUUUUAGGUGCAGCACUGACACAAGUGGGUAUUUUAUGUUGGUAUGCAGACGACAUUUACACUGCUAGCACAGGUGUGGCGGAAGCAGUGUAUGAAAGCACCUGGUACCACAGCGACACGCGCAGUCGCGGUGCCUUGCUUAUAAUGAUGCAAAGAUCACAAAAGCCAUUAUAUUUCACAGCGAUGAAAUUUAGUUCCAUCACAAUGAAGACGUACAGCUCCAUACUCACCACUUCUUAUUCAUAUUUUGCAUUACUCUAUACUAUUUAUAGAAGUGAUUAGAUUGCGGUUUGUAUACAUAGAAUUUACAGUCUUUUAUUAUGUUCUUCUUCUCGGCAUGUGUUUCCAACA
Molecule: messenger RNA, 1269 nt
Organism: Pieris rapae (cabbage white)
Lineage: Eukaryota; Metazoa; Arthropoda; Insecta; Lepidoptera; Pieridae
Product: odorant receptor 4-like
Exons: 9
Coding region: 1-1200 (399 amino acids)
Biological process (GO): sensory perception of smell; detection of chemical stimulus involved in sensory perception of smell
Cellular component (GO): plasma membrane
Molecular function (GO): olfactory receptor activity; odorant binding
Source: RefSeq, a predicted model, not a curated record